Messenger RNA from Phytophthora sojae, 2736 nucleotides. RefSeq lists its product as hypothetical. Lineage: Eukaryota; Oomycota; Peronosporomycetes; Peronosporales; Peronosporaceae. Gene Ontology annotation, biological process: lipid metabolic process. The record is from RefSeq and is a predicted model, not a curated record. The transcript has a single exon. The coding region runs from base 1 to 2736 and encodes 911 amino acids.
AUGAAGCGACGUGGGCCAUCGUCUUUGUCGUCAACGUCUUCGCCGCGCCGCAGCAAGCUCGAGGCCUUCCGCGCGACGCAGCUGGUGCUGUGGCGCCGCCGCUACUUCGAGGGUAUUCUGCGCUGGGAGGCGGCGCUGCGGCUGCUGUUCGUGGCGCUCCCCAAGCUCGUGUUCAAGCGCUUCGAGGGCGCGCGCACGCUCGUGGCCUUCUUCUUCGUCUACGUGAUGCUGCAGGCGCUGGCCAUCCUCUGGGGGUUCCUCUUCAACGUGGGCGCCGUGCUGGGCGAGAACAUGAGCACCAUCGUCACCAUGCCCUUCGCGCAGGCGCUGUGCGUGCUCGUGGUCUACGUGUCGGUCAUGGGCAUCGUGCUGUCCUUCGGCCGCGCGACGUGGAUCCUCACGUGGCAGUCGCUGCAGAACUUCCCGCUCAUCCGCCGCAUCAUCGCGUGCGAGUGCCGCCCGCAGGCCGUCAUCCUCACGGUGGCCAUGCCCAUGCUCAUCAUCCUGCCGAGCCUCAUCGUCGUGCCGUCGCACUGCAACAGCGCGGCGCUGCAGGAGUCGUCCUCGCUGGUGCAGGUCAUGUGCGAGGAGUCGUACCUCAAGCUGCUGACCGACAGACACCCCGUGUUCCAGCGCGCGUUGCGCAUCUCGACUGCGAUCGCCAUCUGCCAGUUCAUCCAGCUCUGUCUCGAGAUCCUGCCGCGGUGGCGCUCGGCGCUGGCUGGACUCAGCACGUUCAAGACGUUCCUGCUGGGCGGCUGGCUGCUCGGCAUGAACUUCGUGGGCGGACUCUGGACGGUCGAGUGGAGCGCGAGACACUUCAGCCUCAAGAUCACGCCGCUGAGCGACCUGACCGACUACCAGUGGGAGGUCUUCGGCAUGACGCUGCUCGUGGGGUGGAUCCUGUGGUUCCUGGCCAUCUCGUGCUUCACGCUGCCCAAUGUCAGCGAGUGCGACUCGAACAAAAAGGCGCUAUCCGGCUUCUUCGAGCGGCUCAAGUUCACGUUCGUCAUCGGCCAGGGCAUUGUUUUCUUCCGCGCGUGUGUGCAUCCGAGCAUGGGAUUCGUGCACGCUCAGCUGGAGCUUACGAUUAUCAACUUGCUGCUGCCGUCGAUCUACGUGGUGUCGCUCAUUUGUCUGCGCAUGGUGAGCCUCUUGAGCGUGCGCGCAGUGCUCAUCGACGGCCCGUUAGCACUUGGCUUGGCUGGUGUCAUCUUCGUCGGCUCCAAGAUGACGGAGAAACCGCACGUCUUCGUCGUGGUGGGUCUGUUCUUGUUCGACCGCUUUUUGAGGUCGGAGGCUGCUUCGUCCUUGAGCGAAAUGGGCCAAACUCUCCAGCAAAUGCUCCAGGAAACCUCGACGGACAAAAAACACCCGCUUCUGGGGCACCGUACGGCGAAGAAGUUCGUCUACCUCGCAGUUGCCAUCUUGCUGUUAUUCGUCGGAGCUCUGUCGGGGUUCAGCAUCCUUUCGGUGGUUCAGAAGAGCGCCAAGUGGUUCCCGGACGCGACGUCGGUGGAGUACGAAGACAACUCGAUCCACAUUCACCACACGGGCGUUGUCAAGCUGCACCUCGGACUCGCGAACGAGACCAACCCUGCGAUAACGGUGGACGACCCCCUCUACGCGAGCUGCUCGAACCGCUGGAAUGGACUCAGCCUCAUCGACUUGGCUUUCUUCGCUGAGGCUGCCUACUUUGACCCGUUGUCGAACGACACGGCUGAGUUCAUUUCGACCAUUUUCGACAACGAGCUCGGCGACAUCCACGUCCACUUGCCCGCGUUGAACACCAAGACCGGAUCCAAGCUCGACUUCUUCGAGGCGCACAUCCCGAAGCUCAACACCAGCGUCAUUUCAGUGCGCGGCACGGAUAUCUGGCGGUUCACGGACUUUGUGGAGGACGUAAAGAUGUUCUUCGAGCCUGUGGUGUUCUCGGUGCUGUCGUCCAUCUUCCCGACGAUCCGCAUUUGGCCAGACGUCACGUUCUCCACUCUGAUCGAGCUGUACAGCGAGAUGAUUGGGCUGUUUGGCUUGCAGCACGAGUCGUGGUACUACCACGAGUUGCUGGACUACGUCACGUCGCUCAAUGACCGGAAAGUGGUGCUCACAGGUCACUCAAUGGGCGGCGGCAUUGCGCGACUGGUGGGAUCCAUCGUCGGCACAACGUCGGUGACCUUCUCGCCGCCGGGAUUCGUACAGAGCUACAGCAAGUUGGUGCAUCACAUUGGAGGAACGUCGAUGAAGGUCGACCGAGCAAGUCUGCACCACCGAAGCUUCGCGGUUGUACCCGAGUACGACCCGAUUACGAUGAUUGACGCCCAGGCUGGAAUGACUCAGAAGAUCUCGUGUGAUACCCCGCACCUGUCGAUGCAGUUGUCCUGCCACAUGCUCGAAGGAACGCUCUGCAACUUGGUGGAGCACUGCGGCUCUGCCCGCCGCCGAAUCUCGUCAUGCCUGUUCGAGCACAACAUCGCCGGAGCCACCGAAGACAUGCUCCCCAGAGUGCUUGCCACCAUCUCCAAGCCCGAGAUUUACGUUUCGUUCUUGGUAACUGUCUCGAUCGCGCUGUCCAUGCUGCUCCGUCGGCGCCACCGCAAGAUGCGCACGCCGUUGCCGUCGCCAUCUCAUCGCAGCAGAAAGAAAAGCCGAUCGCCUGGACGUUUCCCACACAGCUCCAGCGGAAACCUUCGGCCGCCUCAUCCGUCACUGUACGUUCGACGCAACUCCAUUAUUUAG